This is a messenger RNA of Manacus vitellinus (golden-collared manakin), 2576 nucleotides long. RefSeq names its product peroxisomal biogenesis factor 16 (gene PEX16). The record is from RefSeq and is a predicted model, not a curated record. The coding region runs from base 1 to 2109 and encodes 702 amino acids. The transcript has 12 exons. Lineage: Eukaryota; Metazoa; Chordata; Aves; Passeriformes; Pipridae. Gene Ontology annotation, cellular component: peroxisomal membrane. Gene Ontology annotation, biological process: peroxisome organization.
AUGGCACGGAGGGAGGGCGAGAAGCCACGGUACCGGGCACAGGCUGGAGCCCCCUUCUGCAACAGGCUGCAGCCGGGCGGGCCCCGCGCCUCCUCCCGUCUGCGAAAGGGGGUCGGAGCUGGUGCGGCAAACACUGAGCGCGGCGGGGCCGUACGAGUCCCGGGUGGGCUCCGGGAGAGCCGCCACUGCACGGCCCGACCCCGGUCCUUCUGCUCCCUCCUUCGGUCCCCCCGGCCCCAGAUGGGGAUAGACAUUGCCAGGUACAGACAAGAGGAUGGCAGCCCCCUUUCCCGAAGCCCCCCGACCUUUCCCAGCCUCUGGGGCAGCGCCUCCCCCUGCCCCGCACCCAGCGGGUGGGCACGGGCCGCUCAGCCCCCCGAGCGGAGAGGGGCUGCCCCUGCCCGGUCGGUCACACCUCACCCUUCCCCACGCAGAGCCCUCGCCAGGUGCCGGGCGACGGCUCUCCACUGCCGGAGUCCGGCGCGUGGGCAAUGGCGUCCGCUCCACGCUGUUGCCCACGGGCGCUCGCGCUCGCCCCAGCGCCACCAGAGGCAACUUUUUGAGAGGUGCGCAGCCAGCCCCCGGCAGCUCCCUCCAGAGCAGCACCCACGGGCAAGCCCGCAACCACUGGCCGGAGCCGGGCUACAGCUUCAUCCGGCCCGUCGGACCCACGCGUGGGCAGACCCCCGUCCCCGCAGUCGGCACUCACAAGGAACGUGUCCCUAUCCGAAGGGCCGCCCCAAGCCCGCCUUCGUACCUACCCAUGGCUCACCUCACCUCUGCGGACACAAACACGCAGUCCCCGCUCGGGACGAAGCCCACGAUCACAACCUUACCCCGCGCCGCCAGCCCGCCGUACCUGCCUGCGCUACCGCUUGCCGCCGCCACACGUCCUUUAACCCCGCUCCGCGCCCACAGUAUUUAGUUGCCUGGCAGACGUACAUCGCCCGCCUCGGCGCUCAGGCCCGGCUCGGACUGGCCCGGGGCGGGGCCGCGUCCGGGGGCGGCCCCCAGGAAAGCAGCGCGGCGGCGGACGCCAUUGGCGGCGGCGGCGGCCUCGGGGCCACGGCCCGUGCCCGCGAGCCGGCCCGGCGUUGGCGGCUGCGCCUGCUGUGCCAGCGCUACCAGGAGUACGUGAGGCGGCACCCGGCCGCCACGGCCCAGCUGGAGGGCACCGUGCGGGGACUCUCCUACCUGCUGCCAGGUCGCUUCUCGGACUCGCACGCGCUGUCGGAGCUGGUGUACUCUGCCUCCAACCUUUUAGUGCUGUUAAAUGACUGGAUUCUCCGAAAGGACCUGCAGCAAAGCCUGCCCGUGUCACUGCCCCAGCAGAAGCUGCUGACCUGGCUGAGUGUGCUAGAAUGCGUGGAGGUCUUUGCAGAGAUGGGGACAGCCAGGGUGUGGGGGGAGAUGGGCCGGUGGACCAUCAUUGUCCUCAUCCAGCUGGCUAAAGCCAUCCUUCGUCUCCUGCUCCUGCUGUGGUACAAAGCUGGCAUCCAGAUGUCUCCUCCCAUCGUGCCACUGAACAGGGAGCAGCAGCAGCCUCUCCACCCUCAAGACACAGAAGACAACUCUUCAGGGAAGGAUCAGACCUAUGUUGGCAGGCGUUCCAGCCGUGUUGUGCGCUCUCUCCAGAGCACCCCAUCCCUGCAGUCCCGACACUGGGGGUCCCCCCAGCAGAGGGAGGAGUCACAGAGCAAAAGAGCGGAGGAGAUGAACCAGCCACCCACGCCUCUGGGUCUCCAAGAAACCAUCGCAGAAUCCCUCUACAUUACCCGCCCUCUGCUCCACCUAUUGAGUUUAGGAGUGUGGGGCCAGAGAUCAUGGAAGCCCUGGCUCCUCUCAGCAGUCCUGGACAUCUCAAGUCUGAGCUUGCUGAGUGAUCUGAAAGACCUGAACAGGCGAGAGCGAGCGGAGCUGAGGCGACGAACCAUCCUACUGCUGUACUACCUGCUGAGAUCUCCUUUCUAUGACCGAUACUCAGAGGGCAGGAUCCUUCUCCUUCUGCGCUUGUUGGCUGAUUACGUGCCUGGAGUUGGCUUCGUCACACGGCCACUGAUGGAUUACUUGCCUGCUUGGCAGAAAAUCUAUUUCUAUAACUGGGGCUGAUGAGAAGAUGAUUAUUCUCUGCUAAGAUCAUGGCUGGACCUUUCUAAGGAGGGCAAGCAGGCUGGGGGGAGGGAUGUUGAUAAUGUCUAAUUCUCAGUUAAACCAUCAAUGAGAAGCUCCUGUUCUGCAGGGUGGGGAGAGGGGGUGUAUGUGAUUUUUUUUAACGGAUCUAGCUGUGAAUGAUGGACACUACAUGUGUGCAGAGACUCUGGCCACCUAUUUCUUGGACCGUUCUGUGGCUACAGUGAUGGUGAUGGGGCAAUCUCUUUUUUAAGCACUUGUUUUUUCUCUUUUUGUACAGCUGUGCUAUAAUAAAGCCAGGCAGCAUAGUGGGUUUUUGGAGAGCAUUGUCUCAUAUGUCAAGGCGCUGCGGUUGAACCUGCAACCUGCUUGUGUUGGCUGUGCUUGGCCGAUCUGCUUGGAGUGGACUUGUCUGUCAAAUAAACUGACCGAUGGGAGAGAACUGA